Messenger RNA from Meira miltonrushii, 963 nucleotides. RefSeq lists its product as uncharacterized. NCBI's taxonomy places the organism in Eukaryota, Fungi, Basidiomycota, Exobasidiomycetes, Exobasidiales, Brachybasidiaceae. The record is from RefSeq and is a predicted model, not a curated record. The transcript has 2 exons. Bases 1 to 963 code for a protein of 320 amino acids.
AUGGCUGACAAGGUCAAGGUAUGCUCUAUCUACCGUACUCUUCUCCGAACAAUCGGUCAUAGCGUUCGCUUUCACAAGCAAGAAGUGAAAAACCUUCGCAGAUCAUUUCGAGAUGAUUUUAAUCAGACAGUCCAAACAAAUCCUUCCCUGGUAGACUUGGAAAAGAAAGCAUCACAAACUAUGCUUUUCCAUCUCUCAUCCUACAAUGGAAGACCUUCAAGAGAACCAAACGAUGAACGGAGACAAGAACGAUGCUCCACAUUUCCACACCGACAAGCAAUUGCUGCAAGAGUGAUGUCCAACGUUUCUUCAUUAACAUAUCAUCAUUUAUCACCCAACACCGUAAUGCAAAGUAAGGGUCGCACAGCUCUUGGAGGUGGAAGUGAUUCAAGAUAUAUGCGUCAAAUUCGAUCAAAGAGAGAUUUGAAAAGAAGGGCGAAAGAUCGUAUCAGCGCACAAGGCUAUGGUGAAGGUCUAUCACCUGAUCAGAUGGAGGUUGGUGAUAUGGGAGCAAAUAUGAUCACUUCCCUUUUCGUGCCUCAUAGAAGACAACGAGGUCCACUUCCAGGUCCUCCUGAUGCCCGUCAAUUCAUUGCGAAAGAGUGGAACGGACAAAAGCCAAAUGGAAAUAUGAGACAAACAGAACAUGCUCUGCUUUCAACGCGAAAGUCGAUCGAUCAAUUACGAAACAAGUAUGAUAAACUCAAACAGAUCGCAGAUGCAUCAGGAAAAGGUCACGACCAAGAAGAAGCGGAGAAAGCGCUAAAAAAUUGGCGCUCUCAGCGAAAGAACUUUUCUUCCGAAGAAAAGAAGUUUGAAUUGACCAAGGAAUUGCAGGCAAUUCGAAGCGAUGCUGCUUCUCUAUUGUAUUCUGUCGUUCAAAAAGCUGAACUAAGCACUGGCGCAUGUCUAGGUUCGGCGAGGAUCGGUAAGUUGGCAAGAGGAGAAUGGCUGACACCAUGA